AUGGUGCGUUCGCGUUUGUGCCAUCUCGAGGGAUUGACACCUGACGAGCUCGUAUCCAACCACGAGGAGGCGAUGGAGAUGGGAGGCUACUUUGUCGUCAACGGUAAUGAGAAGCUCAUCCGUAUGCUCGUUGCCAACAAGGGCAACCAUCCCGUCGCACUCCAACGUAAGGGUUGGACUAGCAGAGGUCCCGGGUACACCAAGUAUGGUAUCACUAUCCGUUCGGUCCUCCCCGAUCGUACAUCGAUGACCAACGCACUCCACUACUUGGCCGACGGUCAAGUCACCUACCGUUUCCUCUACAAGCGUCACGAAUACUUCCUUCCAGUCGCCAUGCUCCUCCGCAUCCUCGGUGACACCACCGACAAGGAAAUCUACCAACACGUUGUCCAAGGUGACACUGAAAACACCUUCCUUACAGAUCGUAUCGAACUCAUGCUCCGUGAGCAACGUAUCGACCACGUCAACACCCAAGCCGAAGCUCUCGAUUAUCUCGGCAGUCGUUUCCGUCACAAAGCUUUCCUUCCAGAUAAUUUUACUAAUCGCCAAAUCGCAGAAUAUAUGAUCAAUAAUUAUAUCCUUGUUCAUUUACCAAAUUGGAGAGAUAAAUUUAAUUUAAUUUGUUUAAUGGUACAAAAAUUAUAUUCAUCAGUACAAGGAAAAUCAGAUUGUGAUAAUAUUGAUGCUACAUCAUUCCAUGAAGUAUUAUUGGGAGGACAUUUAUUCUGUUCAAUGUUAAAGGAAAGAUUACAAGAAUAUUUAGAGACUGUUAGAUUCCAUUUCCUACACGGUGUAGAAAUUGAGAAAAAGAAUGGCAAAAAUCCAAAUCAUGAAGCAAUUUUAAAGAAAUCUUUUGAUCGUGCUGGUGCUAUCGGUCCAAAGUUUGAAUCUUUUUUGGCUACUGGUAAUCUUGCUUCAAAUUCUGGUUUAGAUGUUCAACAAACAUCAGGAUUUACAAUUAUUGCAGAAAAAUUAAAUUUCCUUAGAUAUAUUUCACAUUUUAGAUCGAUACAUAGAGGUGCCUUUUUUGCAACAAUGAAAACUUCAUCUAUUCGUAAAUUGAUGCCAGAAUCAUUUGGUUUCCUUUGUCCAGUACAUACACCAGAUGGUGCUCCAUGUGGUCUUUUAAAUCAUUUGUCUUCAAAUUGUUUAAUUACAAAAGAUCCAUUACAAGAAAGAAAAGUACUUGAAUCAAAUUUAACAUUGACCAAAUUUUUAUUAAGUAAUGGAGUAACAUCAAUAGAGACAACAUCAACAUUUAGACCGGGAUCGUUGCCAGUUACAUUUAAUGGACGUUUGAUUGGUAUGGCCGACGAAGAUACAUGUGAUGAAUUGGUCAAUACAUUACGUUAUCUUAGAUCGGUUGGACAUGAAAAUGUACCAAGUACGCUAGAGAUUGCCUAUGCACCAAAGAAUAGACCAGGUAUUGUUGGUGGACAAUUCCCAGGUAUCUCGUUGUUUUCGACUGGUGCACGUUUUAUGCGUCCCGUCAUCAAUGUCAAGUCUGGCAAACAAGAGUUGAUUGGACCACAAGAACAACUCUACAUGAAUAUUGCCAUCUACCCCGAAGAGGUUAAAAAGGGUAUUACUACACACGUUGAGCUCAGUCCAACUGCCAUGCUCUCUGUCGUUGCCAAUUUGACCCCCUUCUCAGAUUAUAAUCAAUCGCCACGUAACAUGUAUCAAUGUCAAAUGGCCAAGCAGACUAUGGGUACCCCCAUGCACUCUUAUGCCUACCGUGCCGAUAACAAGUUGUUCAAGAUUCAAAACCCACAAAAGCCUAUCGUACGUACCAUCAAUCAAAGCAAAUACCAUGUCAACGACUACCCCCACGGUUGUAACGCUGUCAUUGCCGUCAUUUCAAACACUGGUUACGAUAUGGAAGACGCUAUGAUUAUCAACAAGUCUUCGUAUGAACGUGGUUUUGGUCAUGGAUCGGUCUACAAGACUGUCUUUUACGAUUUGGACGAAGGUAAACUCAGAGCUCAAACUGGUCGUACCUCUGUCUCUCGUCCAGACUAUCAAACCGAUGGUCUCGAUCAAUACCUCGAUGUUGACGGUCUCCCACAUGUAGGUCGUUAUGUCACUGGUCACGAACCACUCUACACCUUUGUCAAUGAACUCGAUGGCAAACAAGUCGUUGAAAUGAUAAAGUCCAAGGAAGAGGCUUGGAUUGAAGAGGUCAAGAUUAUUGGUAACCUCACCUCUAUGAAUGCCCCACGUACUGUCACCAAGUUUACCGUCAAGUAUCGUUUCGAUCGUAACCCAGUCAUUGGAGACAAGUUUGCCUCUCGUCACGGUCAAAAGGGUGUUUUGUCGCAGUUGUGGCCAGAAAUCAAUAUGCCAUUCUCUGAAAGUGGUCUCAAGCCAGAUGUCAUUAUUAAUCCAAACGCUUUCCCAUCUCGUAUGACUAUUGGUAUGCUUAUAGAAAUCAUGGCCGCCAAGGCUGGUGCCGUCAAUGGCAUCUUCCAACAAGGUACAGCCUUUAGCUUUGACGAAAAAAACACUGCCGUCAAAUUCUUUGGUGAACAAUUGGCCAAGGCCGGUUACAAUUAUUACGGCAAUGAGCCAAUGUACAGCGGUACCACUGGCGAGGAAUUCCACGCCGAUAUUUUCUUUGGUGUCUGUUACUACCAACGUCUUCGUCACAUGGUCAAGGAUAAAUACCAAGUACGUGCCACCGGUAAGGUCAACGCCCUCACUAGACAACCCGUCAAGGGUCGUAAGAUUGGUGGUGGUAUUCGUUUUGGUGAAAUGGAACGUGAUUCAAUGCUGGCUCAUGGUACCUCUUUCUGUCUCAACGAUCGUCUCAUGAAAUCUUCAGAUCUCCACAUUAUGAUGGUCUGCAGACACUGUGGUAGCACCCUCACCGUCGCCACCAAACCAUCCGGUCAAACCGACUCUAGAAAUCAUACCACUUGUAUCGAUUGCAAGGUUGAUGAUGCUGUCCCCGUGGCUGUCCCCUAUGUCUUUAAUUAUUUGAUUACUGAAUUGGCUGCUGUAAACAUUGCUCUUAAACUUCAAAUUAAAUAA
Molecule: messenger RNA, 3033 nt
Organism: Cavenderia fasciculata
Lineage: Eukaryota; Evosea; Eumycetozoa; Acytosteliales; Cavenderiaceae
Gene: rpa2
Product: RNA polymerase I
Exons: 4
Coding region: 1-3033 (1010 amino acids)
Biological process (GO): DNA-templated transcription
Cellular component (GO): nucleus; RNA polymerase I complex
Molecular function (GO): DNA binding; ribonucleoside binding; DNA-directed RNA polymerase activity
Source: RefSeq, a predicted model, not a curated record